Varroa destructor (honeybee mite) is the source of this 4440-nucleotide messenger RNA. RefSeq lists its product as uncharacterized. Gene Ontology annotation, biological process: arachidonate secretion; phospholipid metabolic process. NCBI's taxonomy places the organism in Eukaryota, Metazoa, Arthropoda, Arachnida, Mesostigmata, Varroidae. The record is from RefSeq and is a predicted model, not a curated record. Gene Ontology annotation, molecular function: A2-type glycerophospholipase activity.
UAUACAUAUAAAAGAUGUCUGCUCGCACUAUACCCCUGUAAAAAAACAGCCGACAGUUAAGCAUCAGAAUGCAUAUUGGGCUCAUGCACAACAGUGCUUGUGCCCAAGCCUCAGGGCCGAUCCGCAUCAUGGCGAUGCCCCCGCAGGCUUCUGCGUAAGGAAGAGGGAAGCCACGGUCACCCUCGCCGCCGUGUCAACCCGCGUCCCGCAGAAGGCUCGUGGUUCCCAUCGAUCGCCACGGUGAUGAAGCUUCGCGCACUGCACUUCGACAAUCUGAGCGGCACCUAGCAGUCCUAACACACACGAAUGCUGGCGCACCAGUAACAACGAAAGCGAUUGGUAUCGGUUUUGCCUCGUUGCCAAUAGAUCUUCAAGUAACAUUGACAACAUUUUGUAGAUAUACGUCAAUGCAUGGCGAUAAGCGGCGCUCCAUGGCGCCGCUAUCUGUCUUCUAGUUGAACCGUUUUCAUUUUUGGGCCGGUUUGGUAUUUUAACGAUGGCAGCUAGGUUUGAGGAUUCGAAUUUACCAAUUGUGAGCGAUUCAUAUCGCCAACAAGACAGUACACAUACUGAAAAACACGACGUGUUCUGAUUCGGAUCGAUUAUGUGUGUUGUUGGCCCUAACGUUUUUCAAACUGUGCUUAACGUGCGCUUAUGUGUGCUUAGUUAAACAUCAAUGCGAAACACCCAAGUCUGUCGUCCUGAGGACAGGAUUAAGUUAAUGAGGAGCCUUUUAGUGAGAGUCGACGUUGCAGUUGGACUGUACUAUAGUCACUCAAAAUCUGAUUGUUUUUUUCACAAAGAACAUUCCGUUCAAAAUAAUGCUCAGCUGAAACAUAGCCGACUCUUCGAAGAAAGCCGGUUUAGAAGUGCCCACAUGUAGGCGCGUUCGAAGCUGCUGAUUGGAUACGAAACAGUUCUUAACAGCGCCCACUUACGAGCCUAUUUUGAGGGUCAUCUGAGUGCGGUCUUUCAUGCCACAGUUUACUUGUUUUGCUGCUGAAGAGAUGUACACCUUUGCUGCUAUUGCUGUGUGAAUGGAACGUCUUAUUUUGUGUACCGCUAUAAUCUGUGAAGUGCUAUCGAAUGUUAUGACACUUGGAUAUACUUGCUGAGACACAAUAAAUAUAUAAAUAUGCAUUCAAAAUACAUGUAAGCUGUGCUUCGUUUGCAUUGUCCCUGCCCUGGACUUUUUAAGCCAUAGUAACCUAAAAAUAUCGGCACACCUUCAAGUGGUAUUACGGACCGUAGCCGGAUGUGGCGCGUUUAAAAUGGGUCGUUUCCGCCAUCGUGGUCUCUCGCAAAAACAGCCAGCCCAAAAAUCCAGCGUGCAAAGCGGCAUGCUGUGCCCUUAGAGAUGAGACCGGUAUUUGUCACUGUGGGGGCGCUGCUUUCGUCUCCUGUUCUGGCUCCGCCCCCACUGAAAGCGACCCAUUCAUUUAACCAGAACAGCUUACCGCCUUUACCAUCGUUUGAUUAUAGAAACCACUUGCGUGAACAAAUAUUGCCCCAGGUGAUUUAUUUUCGGUCACAUGCCAUGCUUCGCAGGGAACAUGCUCGUCGAGUGCUAGUAGAGGCUCCUUUGCUUGUCCAUGAGGAUCCUGCAAGGAGACAUGAUAUGUCUGAUGCCGCUUGGUUUGUCUCGUCAUCGGAGGAUCAGCUAGCACAAAACGACGCUUUUGAUUUAUCGUCUCAAGAUAUUCCGGUAGACCAUAUAGUUGGCCAAUCGGAACUCCCAUCCACAUCAGUCAAUACAGGGACUAAAAGGUUUCAAGCUGGUAUUCAGCGAUCGUGCACAGAGAAGUCAAGAAAGUCGCCGUUGACAACGAAAGUGGCUGAGGAAGCUACAAGCGCGGCAAAGGACAAAUCGAAAUUAAUGUUUGCAAGUGCAGAUGCUGAGUCCGGAAGAGAAGACGGUGCUGGCAGAAUAUCAGGGCGCCCAAGUAAUGUCGGACCCAGUUAUCAAGAAACAAGUUUAAUUUUCCCGUCACACGACAGGGAAGUUACCUUAUCAAACCAAGAAAGCAGUAUAGUCUUAUCGCAGGAGAGCGAUAGCGUCACAUUACCGAAUCGAAGUAGCAGCAACAGCGGCAAUGCUGCGGCAUCGAGCCAAGCCAAUAACAACCAAACGUCAAACCAAAAAGUCAAUACAGGGUUAUUAAAAAAAAAUGCAAUCGGUAUUACGUUGAUUAAUGAUAAACGAAAUGGUGCGUCAACUUUCGAUAAAGGCGAACACGAUUCGGUAAAUUCUGGCCAGACCACUAGCGGGGCUUCACUAUCCGAUCAAAAAGAUGGUCAUGCCGGUAUAGCUCAGAGCCAAAUUGCCAUUCAAGAUAGUGGUUCUAUAUUUUCGCAAGCAACAGGUGCUGCAUCUGAAUCAGUUCAGCAAGGAAAGAGUAAUGCUUUGUUACCGAACUUGCGGAACACCCUUGUGGCAUCAGGCCAUCGAAGCAACUCUGUCCUGACGAACGAAGAGAAUGGAGUUGUUGUUGUUCCAGGCCAUGGGAGUGGCGGGUCCAGUUUGUCAGGCAGUCAGACAAGUGGUGCCGUUCUACCUAAAGGAAGCAGCAAUCUAUUAACCAAUACUGGUGAUAGCGACGUAACGCUAUCGAAGGUGAGCAGUAGUACGACUGAUUUAACCCAAGGAGUAAGCUCUGGGCCGUCGAACAAGGGGGCCACUCGACUUGUUCUAUCUAGCCAGACGAGUGGUAGCGUACCUCAUAAAAAUCCUGCUGUCCAAGAUAAUUCGCGAUCUUCGGAUAAGUCAGUGAUACAUCGGGAGCUUAAUCUUGAUCAUCGGCCGCUCGAGGGACUUCCACAGCUGAUGGACGAGGUAGAGCAAAAAUUUGCGGAAAUGAGUGAUGUCGUUGACCCAAAUCGCGUCCAGCAGCUUGCCAAGGUGAUGGCGGCUUGGGACGCCCACCGUAAGAAAGUGGAGGAAAGCCUGGGCCUGGAAGAGGGUGCUGACGUUGCUGACAGAAGACCUACAAUGCAGACGACAACAUCGAGUUCAGCAGCUACAUUUCAACUCUUUGGAACUUCGAGACGUGUGGUUGGACGCAGCUGGCGACGCAUUGCAUCCCGUCUUUUUACAGAUUCUCUUAAAAAAAUGUUGCUCAUAUUUCCUGGAACGAUCUGGUGUGGCGCUGGAAACAAAGCAAAUAAUGACACCGAACGUCUGGGAGCCCAUAACGAAACCGACGCGUGCUGCCGGGAACAUGAUUUGAACAGUGAUUAUAUCGCCGCCGGCCAGAUUGCCCACGAUUACGGCAAUAUUCACAAUAAGUACUCAUUUACAAUGAGUAGUUGUGAGAGCGAUUCGCGAUUUCGGGAGUGUCUCCUGCGCAACGUGGCUGGAAACGGCAGCGAUUCGUCCGAGGCGGUCGGAUACCUUUAUUUUACGAUUAUUAAACCCAAGUGUUUCACCAAAGUGCCCAGCACAACCAUUGCACCUAGUGGCAACUGCACUGAGGCUAAAGAACGUUGCGGGCGAUCGGUUAACAGCGACGUAAACUUAACGGAGUGGACAAUCCGUGAAAACCCAGAUUUCCCCGAGCCAGAUCCUCGAAAUCGUCUACUGGACGCAGUGCUUGCGGCGCUAUCGACCAUCCGUUAUCUGUUUCCACGCGGUCUUGCCGAAUCCUCGGGAUCGAUACCACUUUUUGGGUAGAAAAAGGGGUGCACUCUCGGUUCCGCGUCAAGUCAAAACGUGCUUUUAUGCACAAUUUGCAGUACUGCGCAAAAUUGCUUUAUACAAGUAUUCUUCUUCAAUAAUGAUGAUGAUUGUGACCGUUAAUCAGUUGACGCAACGAUACAUUCAGGGGUGCCAAUCGCACUUUCGAUGUGACGAAGUUCUAUUUUAUUAAGGAUCAAUGUUAACAUAUUUAUUAUUUACACACCACCUCUAAUAUGAUAUACGUAUUUAAAAUAGAAAAAAAAAGUGUUUUGCUUAUGAACCGAAGUACAAAUUGUGCCUUCUUAGACAUUUUCGCGACCAAUCACACAUUUUGAAAACUUAUCUCACUUCGUGUCUACCAAAUUUCACAUUUCUCUGGACUUUAUCCAAACAUCUAACUUCUUAGUCCUAACUUAUUUAACAUUCUGCUUACCUGCGAAAAAUUCCACUGCGGCUUAGUUAAUCUGUUAUGACUAGGAUCUUGAUAGAUGUUAUUUAUAUCGGCCUCAGCUUGCGCUCAUAUAUAUAUAUUAUAUGUACAUGUAUAUGUAUAUAUGUAUACGUAUAUGUAUAUAAGAGCAGUCCGCACUGAGAACGAUAUGAUGUUGUACCGACAUCUGACUUAACAGGGCAGGCAGUCUAUCUAAGUUAUAAAUGAAUUUUAGUUGAAGAUAACUAUUAUAUGUUGAUAUCAGUGUUUGUCGGAUAUCAAUAUUUUGUGUGAUAUACUAUUAAUGUGUUAAUCACAAAUUUAGCUAUGGAUA